AUGAAUAAAAUAUCAUUGCCACCUAUGCAUCACAGCUUCGGAAUUAUCAGAAAACUGAACCAAGAAGGGUUACAUAACACAAUCGAACAUGAACCAACCGAUGCGGUAGUUUAUGGCUUUUGUUCUUGCUGGCGUCUCAUUUCAAUAAAAAAGAUGAUGGCAACUUUGAUGGAAAGGUGGAUUGAUAGUCUGCAGUUUUCCUCAUUGUUUUGGCCUCCUCCACAAGAUGCUGAGCAGCGGAAGGCUGAAAUUACUGCCUAUGUCGAGUAUUUUGGUCAAUUCACAUCAGAACAAUUUCCUGAUGACAUAGCAGAGCUGAUCCGAAGCCAAUAUCCAUCCAAGGAAAACCGACUUUUUGAUGAAGUUUUAGCAACAUUUGUUCUCUACCAUCCAGAACAUGGUCAUGCUGUUAUUCUUCCUAUUAUUUCAUGUAUUAUUGAUGGUACUCUAGAAUACAAUGGGAGUGGUCACCCAUUCGCAUCUUUCAUCUCCUUGGUCUGCCCCAGCAGUGAGAAUGAGUAUUCUGAGAAUUGGGCACUUGCAUGUGGAGAGAUCUUAAGAAUUUUGACUCAUUACAACCGCCCAAUUUACAACAUUGAACGUCACGAUAAUGAAGCGGAUAGAAUUAGUGGGGUGAAACAUGCUUCAACAAGUAAACUAAUGGAUGGAGAACCUUCUUUGCCUUCUGUACAACAAGAAAGAAAAACUAUGAGGCCACUGUCUCCCUGGAUUACUGAUAUAUUGCUUGCAGCACCUCUAGAAAUUAGAAGUGAUUACUUCCGCUGGUGUGGAGGUGUCAUGGGAAAAUAUGCGGCUGGAGAACUGAAGCCUCCUUCGAUUGCAUCUUCUCGUGGAUCUGGAAAGCAUCCUCAGCUAAUGCCAUCAACUCCACGGUGGGCUGUUGCCAAUGGUGCUGGGGUUAUAUUAAGCGUAUGUGAUGAGGAAGUAGCUCGUUAUGAGUCUGCUACGUUGACUGCUGCUGCUGUUCCCGCACUUCUGCUUCCUCCCCCAACAACGCCUAUGGAUGAGCAUCUUGUAGCUGGUCUACCAGCUCUUGAGCCAUAUGCACGCUUGUUUCAUCGGUAUUAUGCAAUUGCUAGUCCAAGUGCCACCCAAAGGCUGCUCCUUGGACUUCUAGAAGCUCCACCGUCCUGGGCUCCUGAUGCACUUGAUGCUGCUGUACAACUUGUGGAACUCCUUCGCGCAGCAGAAGAUUUUACCUCAGGAACAAGGCUUCCAAGAAACUGGAUGCAUUUGCAUUUCUUGCGUGCAAUUGGGAUUGCAAUGUCAAUGAGAGCAGGAAUUGCUGCAGAUGCUGCAGCUGCUUUGCUUUUCCGAAUACUUUCUCAACCUGCUUUGUUGUUUCCUCCAUUGAGACACGUUGAUGGUGUAGAAGUUCAACAUGAACCACUGGGCGGUUACAUUUCAUGUGAACGUAAGCAGAAAGAAGUACCUGCAAUGGAAGCUACAACUGAAGCUACUGCCCAAGGGAUUGCAUCAAUGCUUUGUGCCCACGGCCCCGAAGUUGAAUGGAGAAUAUGUACCAUAUGGGAAGCUGCUUAUGGCUUGAUUCCUCUAUGUUCCUCUGCCAUUGAUCUUCCUGAAAUCAUUGUCGCAACACCUUUACAGACUCCUAUAUUAUCAUGGAAUUUGUAUAUUCCGCUUCUUAAAGUACUUGAGUAUCUUCCUCGCGGAAGCCCUUCUGAAACAUGUCUCAUGAAGAUAUUUGCUGCCACUGUUGAAGCAAUUCUUCAGAGGACGUUUCCACACGAGUCUUCUAGAGAACAAAUCAGAAAAACAAGAUACGAAUUUGGGUCUGCAUCCAAGAAUCUUGCGGUGGCUGAGCUCCGUACGAUGGUUCACUCGCUAUUUUUGGAGUCAUAUGCCUCUGUAGAGCUUGCCUCUCGGCUUCUUUUCAUAGUGUUAACUGUCUGUGUCAGUCAUGAAGCACAGCUGAGCGGAAGAAAGCGACCUAAAGGUGAAGAUCGAAACAUUUCUGAAGAACUAAUGGACGACUUACAAGAAGCCACCAGAAAACAAGGAGACAUGGCAAAUAAACGAGCGAAAAAACCGGGGCCCGUUGCUGCAUUUGAUUCUUAUGUUAUUGCUGCAGUUUGUGCACUAUCCUGUGAACUUCAGCUCUUCCCCUUGAUUUCUAAAGGGGGCAAUCAUUUAGGUGCCAGAUGUGACGUAGCUAAACCUGCAAAAGUAAAUGAUCCACCCAGUGAGUUACGAAAUGGUAUUGACUCUGCUGUUUAUCACACACGUCGAUUAUUGACAAUUCUAGAGACACUUUUUUCUUUGAAGCCAUCUUCUAUAAGCACGUCAUGGAGUUACAGUUCAAAUGAAAUAGUGGCUGCUGCUAUGGUUGCAGCUCAUGUUUCAGAUCUUUUUAGAUGUUCAAAGGCUUGCAUGAAUGCUCUUUCCACCUUGAUAAGAUGCAAGUGGGAUAAUAGAAUUUCCUCUCGGGCAUCUUCCCUUUUCAACCUCAUUGAUAUUCAUAGCAAGGCUGUUGCAUCCAUUGUCAAUAAAGCAGAACCAUUAGAAGCACACCUACUGCACACACCUGUUUGGAAGGACACACCUUCGUGUUUUGAUGGGAAAAAACAUACUACAAGUACUAACUGUAGACUGCAGUGUGAAAACUUGCCUUGUACAGCAAAUCUAAUGAAAUGUGAGAAGUCUUCCAACUCCGCUGAGGUUGACAGGUGUAUAACGGGCAAAGGAAUUGCGAGUUUCCCAAUAGAUGCUUCAGAUUUGGCAAACUUUUUGACAAUGGACAGGCAUAUAGGUUUUAGUUGCAGCGUGCAAGUUCUUAGGUGUGUCCUAACAGAGAGACAAGAAUUAUGUUUUUCGGUCGUUUCAUUGCUUUGGCAAAAAUUGAUUGCAUCACCUGAAACACAACCGAGUGCUGAAAGUACUUCUGCACAGCAAGGAUGGAGGCAGGUGGUUGAUGCACUCUGUAAUGUAGUAUCAGCAUCACCGGCAAAAGCAGCAACAGCUGUUGUUCUUCAGGCGGAGAGGGAAUUGAAGCCAUGGAUUGCUAAAGAUGAUGAUCUUGGUCAAAAGAUGUGGAGGAUCAACCAAAGAAUCGUAAAAGUGAUUGUGGAGUUAAUGAGAAACCACGAAGCACCGGAAUCUUUGGUAAUACUUGCGAGCGCAUCCGACCUCCUCCUACGGGCCACAGACGGGAUGCUUGUUGAUGGAGAAGCAUGCACUUUACCACAGCUGGAGCUGUUGGAAGUAACCGCUAGAGCAGUUCAACCAGUGUUCGAGUGGGGAGAUUCAGGAUUGGCAGUCGCAGAUGGCCUUUCAAACCUGUUGAAGUGUCGACUACCUGCUACAGUUCGCUGUGUUUCUCAUCCAAGCGCUCAUGUUCGAGCUCUUAGUACAUCAGUUCUUCGAGCUAUUCUACAUGCCAGUUCAAUAAAAUCGAGCAGCAAACAGGAGGAUAUAAAUGGCAUUAGCAGUCCACCUUAUCAGUAUCUGAAUGUGGGCGUUAGCGACUGGCGAGCAGAUAUUGGAAAGUGUUUGACGUGGGAAGCUCAUAGUCUACUGGCUACUGGCCUGCCUAUAAUGUUUCUUGAUACUGCUGCAAAGGAAUUAGGCUGUACUAUAUCCAUUUGA
Fraxinus pennsylvanica is the source of this 3627-nucleotide messenger RNA. Lineage: Eukaryota; Viridiplantae; Streptophyta; Magnoliopsida; Lamiales; Oleaceae. The record is from the annotation of a GenBank genome assembly.